AAAAAAAAAAAAUCUAAACUCCCACCACCCCACUUCUCCCUAACCAGCCACCUCCCCAACCCUUGACGGUGAACCUUGGCCUACCCAGCUGGCCAGCCCACCACCCUAACCAGCCUUAGCCCUGCCGGCGACAACCCACAUAGUCCCCUUCGCUACCAGCGAACCCCCCCAGCCCCCUCACCCCGCCCUGCCCCCUGCCCGCAAAACCCCACCCAACCCAGUCCUACCAACCGAGCCCCACCCAACCCAGCCAGGCAGCCAGCGACCCCCGUCCCAACCCUAGCCAAUCGACCCACCCAGCUCAACCCCUGUUAGCGACAACCCACCCAUAAACCCGCGAAUCCCCACCCCUAUUCCACCCUAGUCUACGCCGAUGCGAAGCCAGACCGCUUCAUCCCCACACCAAGCCAGACCGCGAAUACCUUUUUUUUUUUUUUAUUUUUUAUUUUUAAGAAACACAAUAUAUAUACUUUACAUUAUUACAAUAAUAUUCCUAACAUCAAAUCACAACAUAAAAACAAUAUCCCUCCUCCAAAAAACUUUGUUCUCUCUUUACCAUUUCUCUCUCAAAAAAGCACAAAACAUGUACUUGAACGUUAACUUCAGCAACCACUCCAUCGCAACAACAGUAACAUCCUCAGCAGAAUCCGUCGAAUCUUGGAUCAAUCGUGUCGAAUACAUCCAUCGUCGUCGUCUCCACAAACUCGUAGUAGGCCUCGACAUCGAGUGGCGCCCUAACACGUCUAGGUACUUUCGUAACCCCGUGGCUGUACUUCAACUAUGUGUAGGCCAUCACUGCCUUGUGUUUCAACUUCUGUACGCUACUAGGAUACCCCAAGGCCUCGUCGACUUCCUUACUAAUGAAGAUUAUACUUUUGUUGGUGUUGGUAUUGAUGAUGAUGUACAAAAACUUAAGCAAGAUUAUGGGUUGGACGUUAAUUAUACUGUUGAUCUUCGUACUUUGGUUUCUACCAGGUGGGAUGAGCCCAGCUUUCGCAAUUCAGGUUUGGUAUCGUUGGCAUAUAAUGUUCUAGACUUGGAGUAUGUAAAGCAACGAAACAUUACUUUGAGUGAUUGGAGUCAGCCAAAUUUGAGUAUUGCACAGGUGCAAUAUGCUGCUAUCGAUGCCUUCCUUUCUUUCGAGAUUGGCAAAAAACUCGACGCUGCACACUUUUAGGUUCGUACGUGUGUUUCUAUGGCUUGGAUCAUGUCGAUCACACUUUACAGAUUUGGGAUUAUAGCAGAUGAAGAACAUUUCUAGGCAUCACAGUGUUUAAUUGAUGAACAAAUUUAAGAAAUAAAUGAGUAAUUGUAACUCAAUCAGACCAAUUUAGAUUACUAAUUGAUUUAAUUGCUUUGUUUUUG
Chenopodium quinoa (quinoa) is the source of this 1365-nucleotide messenger RNA. Its product is annotated as Werner Syndrome-like exonuclease. Gene Ontology annotation, molecular function: nucleic acid binding; 3'-5' exonuclease activity. Lineage: Eukaryota; Viridiplantae; Streptophyta; Magnoliopsida; Caryophyllales; Amaranthaceae. Gene Ontology annotation, biological process: nucleobase-containing compound metabolic process. Bases 374 to 1177 code for a protein of 267 amino acids. Gene Ontology annotation, cellular component: cytoplasm; nucleus. The record is from RefSeq and is a predicted model, not a curated record. The transcript is spliced from 2 exons.